This is a messenger RNA of Didymodactylos carnosus, 1515 nucleotides long. NCBI's taxonomy places the organism in Eukaryota, Metazoa, Rotifera, Eurotatoria, Philodinida, Philodinidae. The record is from the annotation of a GenBank genome assembly.
AUGAGUGUGGUUGUUGUUAUUUCUCCAUCUAAAUAUAUAAGCAUUGUAACUCAUCGAUAUGGUUCGGAUAUUUAUCGUGAUUUUAUCCGAUUAAUCCAUUCUGGACAUAUUCUUCUCGUUGCUGAUUCAAUUCAUUAUAAAGGUGGUCUCGGUUGUGAAGAUGCCGUAGUACUUCAUCUUGGAAUGUAUCAUAAUGCAGUUGUUAUCUCGAACGAUACAUUUAAACCAAAAAUUGGAGAAGAACACGAGUACUAUAAUAAUAUUUCUAAUUCUAUUUUAUUUGUUAAUGAAAAACAAAUUUGUGAUAAUGAAAUCAUUUUAAAUUUUGUUGCUGAUGGAAAAUCAGGAGCAGAUGCGCUAAAAUACGUCGUAGAUCAGGCAAUGGAAUUAACAAAGAAUAAUGUUGAUCCAAUUUGUUUAAAUUGUAACACUGAAGAUUUUAUUCCUGAAAUUAUAAGACGACACCGCAUAUUCAACGUUAAUAAACAUCUUGAACGUUGUGAUCGUGUUGUAUUCGAUCAUCAUUGUAAAUUAGACAAAUACGCAAACCAAAUGAAUAUGGUGUGUAAACAAAUUGAAUCAGAGUCUAAUAGAGUCCCGAUCGAUGAUAGUUUGCUUUUAGUACUUAACACAAAAAAGCAAGAUUUAAUUGAAAGAAUCCAUGAUUACAAUCAAAAGGCUGUAACGUUCCUUGAGAAAAACAUGAUGUUCCGGCAAGAACUUAAUGAACAAUUAACUGCUCUAGGCAACAUAACUACGCUUCAACCUGUUUCUAUUGCAUCUAAAAUUCCAUUUCACGUAUUCGGCUCCGAAAAUAGUUUAGAUACGGAUGUGGUAAUACUAUUGGAAGACUAUCAGAAACCUGUUAAGUUUAUCGAUUGUCAAAAACUUUGUUCUAAACUGAAAUAUGAACUUGAAGAUUUGAAUUAUUUUGACCGGGAACCUAAUGUGAAUUUGGCUGUUGUUUCGGAUGAAGGCACUGUCAAAUGGGUGUUAAAAGGCAUAUCGGAUGAAACGAAUAAUGCUGUUUAUCAAACAUAUCACUUCCAUAAACAAUAUUAUCCACUUAUGAUUAAACAAAAUGUACAGCGAAAUGUUGAAAGCAAAAUAUUAAGAGCAGUAAGAGCUAUAUUAUCCCAACUUUCAAAAAGUGAAAAACGACAUAACAUAAAAAAUGCAUUAAAAAUCAAUCAGUUAUGUGUAAGAUUAGAAAUACUAAGAACACUUGUAUUCGAAACAUUGAAUUUUAAAACAAAUAAUGAGAAAAUUUUAACUGACACUGUCAAAUUAAUUGCGUUUCAGCUAGGACAAACAAUGGCGUUAAUUCAACAUAAAGAACUUUACACUAAAAACGAUGUAAUUAGAUUUGACUGUAGAUUGCGGCCGUAUCUUAUGAGAGAAAAAUGUGGACUAGAACUAUUGACGGUUGUUAAAAAUGAAUUUAUUGAUAUGAUAGAACUGAUGUUCAUCGAUCGUCCGUAUUUUAAAACAAGUGCCGAAAUUUUAAAUACUUAA